GACCCGUUCACCAUCACCCAUCCAACAACCAUCCAAACGUCUCUGGUCUCAGGCGCGUCCUUUGCCCGCUUCGAUCCGUCAGGGAAACUCCUGGCCGCUGGCCGCCCCGAUGGUUCGGGAGUCAUAUGGGACCUCGACACACGAGCUACUGUAAGGUGGUGCGAAGGACAUGUCAAGGGCAUCACAGCUGUCGAUUGGUCGCGCAACUCGCGAUAUGUGCUCACAGCGUCAAAAGACUGGAAUAUUAUAAUAUGGGACCUGGCGUCACCCUGUGAUCCCCCUCAAAGGCAUACUACCAUUCGAUUCGACGCGCCCGUCAUCGCAGCGAGCUUUCAUCCACGAAAUAGUCGCAUCAUUCUUGCUUUACUGAGUACCGGCGAACCUUACAUAGUCGAUCUACGCAGCUCUCAUCGCGGUAGGUUCGAGCUGGGCGAAGAGGACGAUGGUGAUGAGAAACGGUACGUCAACGGAAAAAUAAUAACGAUAAUGACAACAGCUCGGUUUGACCCGACCGGUCGGCAUGUCUUCGUUGGUACUUCAGCUGGUACGAUUGAGGUUUACAACACUCGCACAAAGUCGUUAGUAGCUAGACAUCGCAUAGUCGGCGCGGGAGUCAUCAAGGGACUGGUCUUUGCGAAUGGUGGGAGGAGGCUUGCCACCAACUCGUCAGACAGGACCAUCCGCCAAUUCACGCUCCCUACUUACCCUCCACCUCCAGAGCCGAAUACGACGUACGGAUCAAGUAAAUACCAGAUAGUGGAGACGGAGCUGGAGCCCACGCACCGGUUCAACGACCCGAUUUCGAAAGUGGCAUGGCAUGCGAUGUCGUAUAGUCCUGAUGGGGAGUGGUUGGCUGGAGGUGCGGCGGAUCCGGCGGCACACAAAAUUUAUAUCUGGGACAUCUCGAACGACGGGCAAUUCGCAAGUGCCCUGGAUGGUGGCAGAGAGCCACUCUUGGACGUGCAUUGGCACCCACACGGACCACGCCUCGCUUCAACCACUAAAGAUGGCAACAUUUUAAUCUGGCAUUGUCCUUCGCCGGAGCGGUGGGGCGCGUUCGCUGGUGGGUUCGAAGAAGCUGACGAAAAUGUUUGGUAUGAGGAGGGAGAGAGCGAGUUCGAUUUGGAGGAUGAGGCUGAGUUAGCGCUGCGCAAGAAGUUGCAAGAAGAUGAAGACGUAGACAUCGUAGGGGGAAUCGAGGACAACACUUCUAUGGCUCCCUUGAAUGAUGUCACGCCUGGGGAUGUGGACCUCGAGUGGGCAGAUGAAGAGGGAGAACUCGAUCGCGAGGACUGGAGAAUGAAAAUCAUCACGGUAGAGGGCGAGGAGGUGUACUAAAUAUGUGCCGUUAUUGCAAGGAACUCUCACGUCAAUUGUCACCCUACUAUUCUCAAGUAGUCUAAAGAAGUAUUUCUAUCUAUCUGCACCGCAUUCACACCUCUCAUCUAGUGACUUCCUCUAACUCGCUUCUCCACCUCUUUUGAAUGUCGAUCAUUUCCAAGAAAAUUUUAUACUUGGCGUCAAGGAUCUUCUUAGCUUUGGGGGAAGCGGAAGGUGCGACUAAUGUUCCUGGUGGUGUCAUCUCAAC
Messenger RNA from Pisolithus orientalis, 1588 nucleotides. Its product is annotated as WD40 repeat-like protein. The transcript is spliced from 9 exons. The record is from RefSeq and is a predicted model, not a curated record. The annotation marks the transcript as partial. Gene Ontology annotation, molecular function: protein binding. Gene Ontology annotation, cellular component: Set1C/COMPASS complex. Lineage: Eukaryota; Fungi; Basidiomycota; Agaricomycetes; Boletales; Pisolithaceae.